AUGCUAGGCGGCGUCCGCGGUCCGACGCGUGACGCGCGCGUCUUGGCUCCUUUGGUGGCACAGCCUGCGGACGACCACAGGCGCCGGAUACGGUCUCACGAAUUCCCUCCUAGUCGUGCCAGCUACAGUUACGCCGGGUCAUCUGAGCGACAGCAAUGGCUCGCCGAGCUACCUUCUUACAGUCGCCACCGUGGCUCACCAACAAGCUUCGCUGCUGUCGGAUUACCGCGGCCACACGGCGACGAGCUUCACGAUCCGGAUAUUAUCACACAGGCACCAGGUCCUAUGGGAUCGUUCUUCUGCACUGGCUUCCGAGACCCUCGGCCUGCGCUGGAUCCUGGGCCUCCACCUUUCACAAAUCUAAAACCAAAUGCAGUUCAACCUCAGCUGCCGUUACGUUGGCCGGGCGACACCAGGGUCGUCGCCUUCCCGAGUCCGCUUUGGUGGAAACCGCAUGACGCAUACGUCGCGGGCCGGUACAUGCAUCGUACUCAAGCUCGGUGCAUCAUCUGGGCGCCAGAGGAUGACAACAACCUCUUGCUUGGAACAACAGACGAGUGCACGUUGACGCCAGAGGCCAUCGAGGCCAUCAUAGCGUCUGCAGAAGACUGCGCAGCCUUGAGCGCCGGGGCAAUUGCACUGAUGAGCGGUGAUGAGCUCGACCAUAGGCUCACAGCGCCCUCACUCCUGUUCUUGUGCCCCCCAUCGAUACCGCGACCGGGAGCGGACCCUGCAUGGAGAGCGGUCAUGACUUCUAGAGAGCACCGAGACAAGCUCGACGACUUCCGUAACGCCUGCCUGAACCACUUGGGGCUAGCAAGUCUUUUGCUGCGCGGCAUACCUUUGGAGGAGCUCAUGAUCGCGAAACCGCGAGAUUGGCUUUAUCCAUCCUUUCCGGGCGCCACUUACUACGAUGCGCUGGAGGCGUAUGAUGUAGUCGAAGGGCGUCUUGCUGGCAUCAUCAUCGACCUGGGUCGUAAUCGUGAACACCUGCUCCCGCCUUUAACACUCUUCGCUUGCUGGAGCAUGCCUUACACCUGGUACAUGCAUCAUGACUUGAAAUCUCCGAUCGGUCUGAGGAGGCAUGACCAUGACUGGCACAGAAGACACUAUUUUGUGCUGGAACAGACGCAGGACGAAUGGCAACACGCGCAGGACCUAUACAGCCAGCGGCAGACCGAACAACAAGCACCCCGUGUUGACCAGCGGCCCUUCCGCUUCGAAGCCUUCUAUGUCAUGCCAUGGAAGGAUAACGCGGGGCCGCGCUUCGAGAGGCUUCUGAGGUACGACACUGGCGAGGGCGGGAGGUCACUUGCGGGUCUUCCGGUGAAGAAAGUCGACAGGUCGGUGGUAAUACGAGAGAACUACUUCGACAGAUUCGAGUACGUGGAGAACUGGCCCAAAGGAAGCGUUGUUUUCAAGGGAUACAAUGAUUCGGAUUGGGUUGAGCAGGAGAAGGAAGAGUUCCAAGCCCGGAAACGCGGUCGCAAACUUCCACGUCUCCCCGCCCCUUCUUCCCCAGAAGACGAGGACUCGCCUAGCGACGAAGACUUACCCGUCAUGCGACCGGCUAGUGGACCGCCAGCCUCAAGCCCACCGCCAGCCCCGAGACCGCGCGAAGGCAAACAAAGAGCCGGAUGCCCUUUCCCGAGGGUGAUUGAGCCACAUAUGCCUCUGGAGGCGAACUGGCGGGCAAUCGUCUCUAGCGCGUUCCCACCACCCACGCCUGCAGUGGCGCCUUCAUCGCGAUUGGAGCAUGUGCAGGCGCCGGCUGCAACGGAAGAGGGACCGGAGGCGUCGUCGUCGUUAGGCGUGGCCGAAAACAGCUUUGAGCUGCAGCAACCGACCGCCCAUGAGACGGGAAACUCGUCCCGCUCCAGACAUGGAGGAUGGCACGAGGUACAGUCCAGUCUAGGACGUGAAACCCGGCAGCAGCAACCUGGCCGCCGCCCACUCGCGCUCGCCACGCGGCGAAGUCCGUACGAAUCACCGAAGUCAGCGACCCGUGGGUGGCGGGACGGGCGUCGCAAACCAGCGCAAGGUGGUAGCUCUUAUCGACCUUCCGUCCCAGAAGCUUCCUCUCGCUUUCUUUCCUGGGGCGCUCACUGUGACGGACGGCUGUAG
Molecule: messenger RNA, 2124 nt
Organism: Peniophora sp. CBMAI 1063
Lineage: Eukaryota; Fungi; Basidiomycota; Agaricomycetes; Russulales; Peniophoraceae
Source: the annotation of a GenBank genome assembly